CGCUGCCAUUGAACCUGCCCCCACCCGAAUUUGUCCUUAUUCGAAGAUCCUUCUGAAGCCAAUUGAUUGCUUCGAACGAAAAUGAGUGCUUUUGGAGGUCCUGGUGGCGGACAGAAGAUCCAAAAGCCAACGCCUCCUGAACGCGGCUCCUUUCCCCUCGAUCAUGACGGCGAAUGCAAGUCCAUUAUGGCGUCGUAUCUCAAGUGUAUACGAUCCCAUCGCGGCACCAAUGAUAAUGAAUGUCGCAUGCUGUCUAAAACCUAUCUACAGUGCCGGAUGGAGCGGAACCUCAUGGCCCCUGACUCAUUCAAGAACCUAGGAUUUGGCGAUGACAGCGACAAUCAAAGUCUUGCAACUACAGCUUCAACCUCUACAACCUCUCCUGCGAUUUCAGCGACCCCCAACGCUGCGACUGGAACCCCAUCGCGACAGCAACUGCAGCAAACCCAAGACGAGCGUCGCACAUCCUAGAUAAGCCGUGUCGUUGGAAUGGAGAGUCGUGGUCUUAGUCCUGGUAG
Messenger RNA from Lindgomyces ingoldianus, 518 nucleotides. RefSeq lists its product as uncharacterized. Gene Ontology annotation, cellular component: mitochondrial intermembrane space. Gene Ontology annotation, biological process: mitochondrial respiratory chain complex IV assembly. NCBI's taxonomy places the organism in Eukaryota, Fungi, Ascomycota, Dothideomycetes, Pleosporales, Lindgomycetaceae. The record is from RefSeq and is a predicted model, not a curated record. Bases 82 to 471 code for a protein of 129 amino acids. The transcript is spliced from 4 exons.